This is a messenger RNA of Suhomyces tanzawaensis NRRL Y-17324, 2295 nucleotides long. RefSeq lists its product as uncharacterized. Bases 1 to 2295 code for a protein of 764 amino acids. The record is from RefSeq and is a predicted model, not a curated record. Gene Ontology annotation, molecular function: protein binding. The transcript is spliced from 3 exons. Lineage: Eukaryota; Fungi; Ascomycota; Pichiomycetes; Serinales; Debaryomycetaceae.
AUGAUUUGUAUCGGAUGGUCGUCCUGGGCAGAACGCGAUAUCGACUUCACCGUCUAUGCAGUCACCAGUACCUCUUAUAUGCUCAUACACAGACUUAGUGCCUUUGCUACGCAUGCAUCGAUGUGGAUCAUCACCCACAAGCACUCCACCCAUGAAACCACUGCUCAUCUUGGACCUGGAACGACCACCCUGCUUGGCCGUGAUUCCCAGUGUGACUAUGUGAUCAACAGCACUCUUGUGUCGAGGCAUCAGUUGGAACUUGUGACUGAGGCCAGUGAGCAGCUUCUUUAUGAACCCGAGUCGAGGACACCUUUAAAGGUCAAGGUCCUUUCCCGUGCCAGGUCUGUCAUCAAUGGCCAAGUGUACAAGUUGGGGAAAGCAGACACCAGUCCAUUGGAGCUAGACCUCACCCAAGAGGACCGCAUCGAAUUCAAGUUCCGGAUCGAUUCCAAGGACAAGCAAGAAGAAGUGACAACCAGCUUGAGAUGGACCACUUUCAACGUGUUGACAUACCCUGGACCCAUGGAAGUCAACGGAAGCAUCGAGCAGAGUCCCUUGCCUGAAAAGUUAAAGAAGCUCUACCAGCUAGGUAUUGACCUCAGAAUCACCAAUAAUUCGGCAUUGGCCACCCACUACUACACGAUCCUGGAGCAACCUACCAAGACUUUCAAAAUUGCAUUACUGCGAGGGAUACCCAUUGUAAAUGACCAAUGGUAUGCAUUGGUCGAAAAACUGCCUGAAAAGGUGAAGGAAUGGCUACUUGACGUUGACUUGGCCAAAUUUGUACCAAACCAAGCGCAAUACCUAUUGCCUAAUAAAGCAAGAAGAAGCUUGCUUAAGGAUAUGACUGUUGUGACGUUCAACGGCGACUUUUCCAAACUCUCGAAAUGGAUCAACGCGUUGGGAGGAGUAUUAGUAAACUUAGAGUACGAGAAAUAUCUAAACGGCCAACAUUUGGAUGAUGCAGAUUUAUUCGAGGAUAUAAGGCUAGAAGUUGGUCAAUCGUCUUUCUUUGUGUUGAAUCUGAGUAAGACAGAGUCUUCGUUUGAUCUUAUAAGGAAAACUCUACAAGAACAGAAUUCCGAUCUUUAUGAUGAAGAUAUUCUUCUAGAGGCAGUUAAGAAAUGUUCUCUUGAUAGUAUACACUUGCUAACUCCCAAAGGUAUUAAAAGAAAACUUGACGCCCAACCAUCACAGAGUCAAAUCACUUCUCAAACUACAUCCACUCAAAGAAAGAGAAGAAAGUAUGAAAGAAAGGACAAGAUGCAUUUUUUCGACUUGAAAACACAAACACCUGAUCUAGAAGCUCCUCCUUCAAAAGAUGUGAAGGAUGCAGUGCCUAGUCAAACCACACAAGUUCAAGAUACUGACGCGAAGCCUGAUCAACAUAUCGAACACGAACGACAGCUGCCAGCUACUAGUACGGUGUUAAACGAAUCAGAUACCCCAGGAAGUUUGAAAGGUACUUCCCUAGAACAUGAUGUCCAGUCAAACAAAAUUGUUGAACCUGAAAUAACAUCUCGCCAAGGGACAUUAUCCCCACGAGAUGACCCAAUACAUUCGGCUACAGAAGAAAAAAGCCCAGAGUCGCUUGCAUCGCCCGAAGUUAGCAACAAUAUACACGAUACUCUUAAGAGGAAAUUACCGCAGGAAACAGAGGUUCCCAGAAAAAUACCAAAAAUCAAGGCAAAAGUUUCACUUGUGGAUGCUAUUAUCAAAACCAAGGAAAGUGCCACUAAAUCCACUAAACUUGAGUUCGGUAUAGAUGACGGUGAUCUGGAAGAAAUCAAUCAGAACUUGUCCAAUCUUGCAAUAGUCGAAGAAGUUGACAUUCCUCUUAGAAUCCCACCAUCCAGAAAAAACGCCGCUAAUGAACCUACCAAGAGCACCAAAAACUUCAAGAAGUUCACAAAAAAUAUUUCCUUGAAGUCAAGGGUGACACGAUCAUAUGUUGGAUUCGAUACAAUUGAGGUGGAUAAUGAGAUCCGAAUCACAGGUGGUGACAAUCCAAUCGAGGAAGUUGAGGAGCACUUGAAACAAGAAUUUGAGGGACACAUGCAGGGAAUAAAAACGAUUGAAACUAGCAUACCACAGCCCAGUUUGUUUGUGGAUGAGGACUCUCAGCCAGGAGAGUCGAUAGAGCCUAGCUACGUUAGACGCUCGGUUCCGUUUGGAAGAAAUGAAAAUACCAGCGCCACUGCAAGUAUUACUGCUCUGAACAAUGAUGAUGAUGAUGACGAUGAUGAUGAUGAUGAUGAUCAGCCAAAAUUUGGCUUCAGAAGAAAGCGAAGAUAA